Messenger RNA from Wasmannia auropunctata (little fire ant), 4895 nucleotides. RefSeq names its product fizzy-related protein homolog (gene fzr). Bases 1 to 1542 code for a protein of 513 amino acids. The transcript has a single exon. Gene Ontology annotation, cellular component: anaphase-promoting complex. Gene Ontology annotation, biological process: anaphase-promoting complex-dependent catabolic process; positive regulation of ubiquitin protein ligase activity; positive regulation of anaphase-promoting complex-dependent catabolic process. Gene Ontology annotation, molecular function: protein binding; anaphase-promoting complex binding; ubiquitin ligase activator activity. The record is from RefSeq and is a predicted model, not a curated record. NCBI's taxonomy places the organism in Eukaryota, Metazoa, Arthropoda, Insecta, Hymenoptera, Formicidae.
AUGUUCCACCACGAGUACGAGAAACGGCUGCUGAAGCCGGUGCUGAGCGGCGACGUGGCCACGACGGCCACGACGGCGGGCACGGCGGCGGCGUUGCCCGGUGCCGUCGCCACCGCCGCCGCCGCCGCCGCCGCCGCCGCCGCCGCCAACGCCGCUUAUUCGCCCAUCUACUUCUCGCCCACGAAGACGUCGGCGUACAACAACAGCUACGACCGCUUCAUACCCACCCGCUCGGGUAACAACUGGCAGACCACGUUCUCCAUGAUCAGCGAGAACAGCCGGGGCGGUCUGGUGGCGAAGAAGACGCGGGAGAAUGGCGAGGGCAGCCGCGACGGCAUCGCGUACUCCUGCCUGCUGAAGAACGAGCUGCUCGGCGCGAGCAUCGAGGACGUGAAGGGCCAGUGCGAGGAGCGCAGGGUUCUCUCGCCGUUGGUCACCAAGAACCUCUUCAAGUACACCACACCCACGAAGGACCGAACGCUGCUGGACCAGAGCUCGCCGUACUCCCUGUCGCCGCUGAGCGCCAAGAGUCAGAAGCUGCUCAGGUCCCCGAGGAAGGCGACCCGGAAGAUCUCGAGGAUACCCUUCAAGGUGCUGGACGCGCCGGAGCUGCAGGACGACUUCUACCUGAACCUGGUCGACUGGUCCUCCCAGAACGUACUCAGCGUCGGCCUGGGUAGCUGCGUCUACCUGUGGUCGGCGUGCACCAGCCAGGUGACGCGGCUCUGCGACCUGUCCAACGACGGCAACAGCGUGACCUCCGUCGCCUGGAACGAGCGCGGCAAUCUGGUGGCGGUGGGCACGCACAUGGGCUACAUACAGGUGUGGGACGUGGCGGUGAACAAGCAGGUGAGCAAGCUCCAGGGCCACAGCGCCCGAGUGGGCGCCCUGGCCUGGAACGGGGAGGUUCUCUCGUCGGGCAGCAGGGACCGACUGAUACUGCAGAGGGACGUGAGAACGCCGUGCGUCGUCGGCGAGCGACGGCUCGGAGCCCAUCGGCAGGAGGUGUGCGGCCUCAAGUGGUCACCGGACAACCAGUACCUCGCCUCCGGCGGCAACGACAAUCGGCUCUACGUGUGGAACCUGCACUCCCUCUCGCCCAUCCAGACGUACACCGAGCACCUGGCGGCGGUGAAGGCGAUCGCCUGGUCGCCCCAUCAUCACGGCCUGCUGGCGUCCGGCGGCGGCACCGCCGACCGUUGCAUCCGCUUCUGGAACACGCUGACCGGCCAGCCGAUGCAGUGCGUCGACACCGGCUCGCAGGUCUGCAAUCUCGCGUGGAGCAAGCACAGCUCCGAGCUGGUCAGCACGCACGGCUACUCGCAGAAUCAGAUACUCGUGUGGAAGUACCCGAGCCUCACGCAGGUGGCCAAGCUCACCGGCCACUCGUAUCGCGUGCUCUACCUGGCGAUGUCGCCCGACGGCGAGGCGAUCGUCACCGGCGCGGGCGACGAGACUCUACGCUUCUGGAACGUGUUCAGUAAGGCGCGCAGUCAGAAAGAGAACAAGUCCGUGCUGAAUCUGUUCACGAGUAUCCGGUAAAUAAGUGUCUCGGACUGCGUGUCCCAGUCCGUCGUGGCAGAGCCUCGCGAAACGUCUUUUAUUAUGUAUUUUGUACAUAUGCAUACACACGUAUAUCUAUCAUCAUAAAUACAAUAUCGUAGAGUAUUCUAAAAAAAUUAUAUAUAUACAUAUAUAUAUAUAUGUAUAUUUAUAUAUAUAGUAUAUAUGUAACACUUAUAGAAACAUAUAUAUGUAUAAUUGCGCAAGAGAUACUAGAAGAAACAUUCUUAGAGAAUUGUAUAAAGAUAAGGACUAUGUGACGCUCCCAACGUAUAGGAUAAGUCCGCGGAUUUUUCUCACGGUCUGCGAUACGUUGAGUAUUUGUGUGCAAUACUCGUUGCUAUUCUCCACGAGAUUUCUUCACGAGGAAAGAGAGAAAAAGUAUAUACGUGCCGGAGGCGAUCGCUGCGAGACGCUCUAUAUUUUUUAUGCACUUUGUAUACACUUAUUUUUAUAUACAUCGCUACACUACAGACUUAUAAAUAAUUUGCACAGAGUAUCCCGGAAAUCGCCAGCUGACAAAUUCGCGGCAAAUCUGACGCAGAAUUUUUUUUUUUUUUUUUUUUAAGUAAUCCUUUGAAUUUUGAGAUAAUUAAUAAUAUAUUUUCUUAUUAUUCUUCUAAGCCUUAUUAUUCAUUAUCACUCGAAUAUUCAAAUAUUUUGUUUUUUAAUUAACAGGAUAGUCGAGCGCAGUCAGCAAUAAUUUUCUCAAGAGAAAUUUAUUCUGAGAUUUGCCCUGGAUCGGUUAAUUAAAAUCCAAGCUCUAGGACACUCUGUGCAACGCACUUGCGUUUUUUUUUUUCUAUUCUAUUUUGCAUCGUACGCGAUCGGUACGAUGUCGGAGCACAUACGAUUCACAUCUUGCAACUUCGAUCGGGAGUUCAUAGCGAUCCAUUACAAUGCGAUUCAUAGCGAUGCAUUUCAUAAAUUUAAUAAUCGCAUAAAUUUGUAUUGUCUCUCCCUUCGAGAGUGUAGUUGAUCGCUGUAUUUCUGCAACUUUGCGAAACGAAUGCCCACUUAGAAGAUACUCGCGGACUCUGGUCAGACUCUGAAAGAGAAAAGAAUGAAGUCUGCGAAAUUCUAGGAAGGCCGUCUCAUACCUUUGCUACCGUUUGACAUUGCUGUUGUCCCAAUGUGCUCUAUUAGUCACUGUUAAAAAGGGAGAUCUGCUUUCUACACGCAUACACGGAACCCCCUUUUCCGUCGCAUUCUCGCACGGUCACUAAUGCUAUUGUAAUUUGUAAUUUACGCCCGCCAAUUUGUACAAAUUUAAGUUGAAAACACAUGACUUACGCGAAUCCCCGAAUUUAUAUUAUAACGAGAAGCGUAUAUGAAUAGAAGAAUAUAUUUAAUAUAUCGCAUAUUGAUACACUUCUGCGUAAUGUUAUUCGAGAGGGGUGAAAGAGAUUGAGAAUUGACGGAGGGAAAGUUUAUACAGUCAAGAAAAAAAAAAAAAGAAUCUACGUGUAGUUCGCGCAAUCGUGUACGCAUAUAUGCGUAAUCUAUUUUUUGCGAUAUAUCGUACGUUUCGAGAGUACACGAGUGUGUAAUAAAGAAGAAAAAAAAAUAGGAAACUGAAAUAGAAGAAAAGCUAUAUCGAAGAACCAAGACGUAAUUCUCAGAGUGAGCGAGCGGUGAGUAUUUCGUUUACUACGAAUCGUCCGCCGAAUAACCGACGAUCGUCGUGUAGCAUUACGUUUACGCUUUAGUAAUAUGUAUAAAAUAUUUUUAUACAAUCGCUAUACUGUAUCGACAAAAUGCGUACCCGCCUACGACGCUUUUGCCCGAUUCACUUUGUUGCGGCGAUUUAACGAGGAAGACGUUCACACCGGAAGUGAAAAAAAAAAGAAGGGGGAAUGCAAAUCGCAGCGCGUUACGAUCCUACAUGCGCCGAGGAUGCGAGUUUCUUACAAUAUAAGCUGUCUACAGAUAGGGAGUGUGUUUUCUCGCAGUUUCUAUGCAACAUCGUUCGAUAAUUCGUGAUGUGUAAUUGAAUUGAAAUGAAGAAAUAUUUCGUUUUCCACAGUGGAAUUCAAAAAGAUAUGCACAUGCAUAUACGACUGUAAACGAUAUCAGUUCUAUUAGAUGUAACGAAAGAAAAUACUAUCAAGAUAGAAACAAAUUAUGUAAGAUAUUGAAAUCAUAAGUCGUUAUUUAGAAAGUAAAAAUGUCAUUGCUGUCUUCUGUUGCAUAUUAAAAUAAGACAAAAAAAAAAGGAGAUGAGACGACAAAUGAUGUGUAUAGAUCAAAGUCUGCUAGUCAAAUUUAGUCAAUACUCGUUAACUUUUUCGCUCGACACUGGCAUUUUCUUUAUAAAUAUAAAUGUACAUAUAACAUUUUUAUAAAAAUAACAUUUCUAUUUUUCCAAAACGAGCAAAUUUUAAAAGUAAAAUAAGUAAAAAUAAAAUUUUUUCGCUUACAUGCAUAUAAUACUGCUUCUAUACUAUAAAUUAAUAACCAUUUAUUGUGCUGAUAUGUGUUUAUAGAAAUGAUAUCGUUUAUGCUCUCAACGUGCGUGAAUAAUUUAAAUGUUUUUGACAAAUAUAUAGUGUUUUGAGUUUCUUUUUUGAAAAAUAUAUACUCUCUGGACAAAAAAUGUUUAAAAGUCUAGAAAGUAUGCAUUGUGGAGGUCUAUAAACGUGGAAAUUAACUUUAAUGAUUUAAUCAUUAAAUCUAUGAUGUACUAUUGUAGAUGCAAUAUCUGCUGUCACACAUACAUCAAGAUUAAAAAAAAAAAUAUUGAUACUUAUAUGAAUGUAUAAAAAUAUACAUAUAUAAUGAUAUAUUUACUUUCGGCAAGUCAUGCGCUAAUAUCCAAUAUGUAAUCGGCUAUCGAUUUACGGUCUUAAUUGCGUGCAAUGGUUUUAUACCAGAUCUUUUAUCGUAUCUUAACUCUAUUAUUUUUGCAAGUCGUCGCUAUUAAAAUAAUCCAUCCAAAUACCUGCAUCCUGCUAUUUACGAUAAUUAUGAAAUGUCUCAUUUUUGCAAAGGAGAUGCGUACUGUAAUUAAGAUAUUUAACAGCUCAGUUUUGUAUCUAUCAUGAACGACAAGAUAUAACGACAAAAUAUGACGACAAAAUCAAGCGAAUCUUAUCGUAUAUUAUUAUAUUUGUACAAUAUUAAUUGUAGUUUAUAUUUCUUUGGAAAGAUAUACAUUCGUGACAAAUUAUUAAUAUAUAUAUAUAUACUUUAUGCAAACUUAAUUAUACUUUCGAAAAUUCGGCUAUUAUGUACUGCCUGCAAGUCAAAUGAAUCAGUGUUAGAAUAAAAUAUUUAGUAAACUUUAACAAAUGUAUUCGCGUAUUAUGGGUUAAAUAAAGUGAUUCUGUUAU